UAUUCCUUGUCUCCUGAGGAAUGUUGCUGGUUUUUCUACUUGAUAAUUUUAGAAUUCAAAAUAAACAUAAGUAGGCUGAGAUUGGAAAAUUCUGACACACAAUCUUCACUCCCCUUUUCUUCCAUACACACACACAUGCAUUUACAGUCACCUUGUUUAUGGAGGAAAGAUCAGCCUUUGGCUAGUUUUCUGUUAUGAAUUUCAAACGUACAAAGAAAGUGAGUAAACCAGCAAGCACCCUCCCAGCCCAGUUAUCUUUACUAAAGAAGGGAGAGGUUUACCCUGAACACUUCAGGUUGGGGGAAGGGCUCUCUGAGGGCAUUCUGUACAUUUACCAUUUUUAGACAAAAUCAUGCUUUUAUUUCUCCCCAAUCCAAAUACUAGCUGUCAUUUGCUGCUGCUUGUGUUUUGAUGAGGAAAAUCCUGCUAAAGUUUGAGGACAUGAUGGAGAGGUAAUUGGUCCAUUACCCUUCACAUGUUUAAAAAAAAAAAAAAAAAAGGAUAACAUUGAUUGAUGUUAAUUAGUUUCCUACUUAUCUCCAGGUGUGCUCUCACCUCACCCCCAAUGUGCUUAAGCUCAAAAUUUACCUUAGUUUAAAAUAUGCUGUUUGGUUGAGGGUAUUUUGAAAACUUUUUUGUACAUAAUUCUUAAAUGUUGCAAAAUAGCCACUGUGCAUGUGACCUGUUCAUGAAUGCUGCCCUGUUCCCUUUUCCAGUAGCAUUUAAUUUACAAAAGGUAAUUCUGAAUCUGUGAUUUUGCAAGAACAUAAGAAUGUAAAUGAAGCCACAUUAAUUUCCAGCUUAAUAGGAACAUGAGAGGUAAGAGGGGAGCAGUGCUUGCUAAAUAGAAACAGCAGAAGUGUAUGGAGAAGGAAUUAUUUUGCAUUCUCUUUAACGACCCCAUCCGACUCCUAUGGAAAUCUAAGGAAAGGCUCCUCUUAACCAUAAAUAAUGGGGUAAAUUGGAAUGGACACUGCACACUAUCUCUCGAAAUAUUUUGGCAUCCUGCCUCUCCCCUUUUAGGUUGGUGCUACAGUGGAGUGAAUGUCUUCAAGUGGCAAAUUGGUACCUUUAUAUUGUGAAAAGAUGGCAUGAGCCUCAAGAAUGGUCAGGAUCACCUGUGUCAAUAUUUGGGGUGAAAAAGAGGAACUAUAGUUUUUGUCAGUUUAUGGUGGGUGCAGUCCGUAUACAGCUAUUCCAGUUCCCAGUUUGCUUUUCUAGUAAGGUAUGGGACUAGAGAGUCAUUCUGGCUUUUGUGUAGCAGGGAAUUGAUAGUGUUGAGUGUGGUGCAAGAGGCAUUUGAGGCCUCUUUUCACAAGAGAUUUCUGAAGCAAGUUCUGCUUCCUAAUAUCUCAGUUGACUAGGGUGGCAACUUCCAGUCCACUCUGUCCUUCCUAUGUCUGCCAAUUUCCAGUUGAUCUGGCGUAAGAUUUAGCCUAGCAAAAAAGUGUUAUAAAAGGAAACCUGAAUCUGGGUUAGCAUCCCUGCUUGAUUUAAGAAUGUAUUGAAUUACAAAUCAAAGGAAAAUGGCUCUAAGGAGAUCUUGUAACAAAAAACUUUUGAAUCUGAAAUCUAAGACCGAAAAACCUACCUAAUUCACUACAUCUUCAGAGCAUAGAGAACUGGGUACUAUGAUGUUUAUAUACUCAUGUUGUGUAUGGAUAGCUUUCUGAACUAGAGUGCUUCUCUGAACAGAAAUUACUCGCUUCCUUGCAGUUUAGAUGUUCAAUCUUCAUACCAGUUUAAAAAAAAAAUUCUGGACCCACUGAGAGAGAACAUGAUGAAACUGUCCCAUCCCUGGUAAACUGGAAAGCUCUCCUUUUAUAUAAGAUUAAUUCUUUCCCAAAUCUCUUAUCAUUGAGGUGCUUGGGUCAGCCUAGAUCAAAAAUGUGCAUUUUUUUUCUCUGCUGUUUGAUCCUCUUUCUCGAGCAUGUUUGAGGGAAGAGAAGAGGGGCAGGAAAAUGUCUACAGUCAGGUUAAAACUGAUGUGUGUCUGUGAUUUAGAAGAUGCUUCUUGGUAGACAACUCUGACCCGGGAUGCGGGGGAUGCCAUGUGUGGUCUUUAUUGUAAAUCUAUCUUUCUAGUUUUAUGUCCAGAAAAUAAAGAUGCCAAGAAAUUGCUCUGGCUCGAUUUCAGAGCAUCUCUAACCUUAAAGUUGGAGGCCCUUGUUCAUUGAUGUCAGCCCUAAUAAAACUGCCCCACACACAGGAGGGUAAACCAUCGAACCAUAUGCCUGUUUUUGGUGUGGCUUCUGUAAUGAAUACUGUUGCAUUCUAAUUUCCAGUGUGACCAUGGGAUGGAAACCCCAAAGAUAAGCAUUUCAAACAUAGUCCUGAAUCCUGUGGGGGCACUCAGCCAACAACCACUAGUGUGCACUCACCAGAUUGGGAGGGGUAACUGAUUUCCAAUGGUCCAGCUGUACAUAUGCUGUGGGAGGAAUUUUUAGGCACAAAUUUUAGAGGGUGGAGCUGUUCCUGACUUCAGGAGGGAGGUCUGCCUGGAAAUUGGUGUCCGUGAGUCUCUGCAGUGUUUGCACUCUGUGUGUGUGUGUGUCUGCAUACCCAUAUGAAGGGAUUUGUGAUCUGACUAGACAAAGUGUCAUUAUAUUAGUGAAGGUUCCAAGCCUUUUCUACUUUGAAGAGUUUUUAAAAAUUCCUUCUGACACUCUUUCUGAAGGAAGAAAUGCCCCAUCACAGCAUUCUUCACCUGAUCCUGCUGAUGCUCUCUGGAGUUGUGAUCCCUGCUGUUCUAAGAGUAGAGUAUCCCCAAGGACCUGUCCCCACGCUGUGGAAUGAGCCGCCGGAGCUGCCGUCGGGAGGGGGCCCCUUUGAUGCUGCCACCACCACAGGCCGCUUCUUGGACUCUACAGGAUUCCCCCUGUACACCUCAGAGUAUGAGCCUGAGGACACCACACACCAGCACCAUCUGGAUGAUGAUGGGUCUCUGGGUCCUGGAGCUAUCAGUGCCAUCGUAAUCGCUGCUCUCCUGGGCACGUCUGUGAUUGUGGCACUGAUCGUCAUCACCCUGCGAAAAUUCUCUGCCUCCUGAACUCAAUAAACUUUUCUUAAUA
Molecule: messenger RNA, 3071 nt
Organism: Dermochelys coriacea (leatherback sea turtle)
Lineage: Eukaryota; Metazoa; Chordata; Testudines; Dermochelyidae
Gene: SNORC
Product: secondary ossification center associated regulator of chondrocyte maturation
Exons: 3
Coding region: 2684-3049 (121 amino acids)
Biological process (GO): cartilage development
Cellular component (GO): cell periphery
Source: RefSeq, a predicted model, not a curated record